Xyrichtys novacula (pearly razorfish) is the source of this 4955-nucleotide messenger RNA. NCBI's taxonomy places the organism in Eukaryota, Metazoa, Chordata, Actinopteri, Labriformes, Labridae. The record is from the annotation of a GenBank genome assembly.
GGUACAGGCUCAUCAUUUGUACAGAAGAGAAGUUUUCCUGAAGGCAUGCAAGUCAGUCAGCUCAUCUGUCUGUCACUCUGUCACAUCACGGCGGUGCAGAGGGGGAAUUUUGACCUGUGAGCCACAAGAGGAAGGUAUGUUAUCUCAUUAUUUACACUGUUUGUGUCUCCAUUUCACUGUAUGUGCAGUGUACAUUUGCCUGAUCAGAAUUAGAAUACUUUUUAAACAGAGGAAAAUUAAGCUAGACAGGAUAUUGCAAAGUUUAGCUUGAUUAACAAUGUAUUAUUAGUAUUGAAUGCUUAAAUUAUUGAAUUUUGACUGCUUUUUUUGCACAGUGAAACGUAAUUAUAUGCAGUGGAGAAGCUUACAGUGACUACAUGAGAAAUAAGUCCAGAGACAGUCAGAGAAAGGAGUUACAAAGUUUGAUGGAUACAGGCAAGAAUGACUACCUGUGAUGCUCUGUGGUGCAUUUACAGUGCGGGGGAUGUGGUGCCAAUUAUUUUGUAAAAAGAAAAUUUAAAGGGCAUGCAUGUUUUGCAAUGAUUUUUUGGUUCUAUUUUCAGCCUUCGUUGAGAGAAUAGAAUGCCGAAUUGAGCAGGACACUGAUAGGAGAGAGAGCAGGUAACAGCAUGCCACAGACGGGACUUGCUGUUUAAGGACUACUGGCUGUGCACAAAGUCAACCUGGAGGUAAAGCAGUUGUCCAUUAACCAGAAGGUUAGUGGUUCAAUUCUCCUCUAUCCCCAGUCUGUUUGUUGUGUCCUUGGGCAAGACACUUAGCCCACCUUGCUCCCAGUGUGUGUCCUCUACUGGUGUAUGAUUGUGAGUGUUGUGUGGUGGUGGUCGGAGAGGCCGUAGGUGCAAACUGGCAGCCACAUUUUUGUCAGUCUGCCCCAGGGCAGCUGUGACUACUAAGGUAGUGAACAUCACCAGGGUGUGACUGUGUGAGCGAAUGAAUGAUGUAUCCAAUGUGAAGCGCUGUAUGAAAUCUGAUGAAUUACCACUGACCCAAUCUAACACCCCCAAGUUUUGGAGUUGUAUUUGAAAUUCAGAGAUUUAUUUUUAAAACAGACUUAAAAGAAUAAAUAUUUUAAAAUUUAGUAAUAUUUAGAUGACAAUUGAAGACGUGAUUUAUGUGUAACUCUCCUAAAGCAUCUUGUCUUUGGUUUGAUUUCCUUGAAUACUUCUUAGAGGAAGUCAUAUUUAUAAGAUAUUUUGUGUCAUAUUUAUCUCAGAAUUUUUUUUUUUUUUGUCAAAUAAACUAGGCUUUUAUCUUUAAACUCAAUAUCUAGUUUUAAUUUAGUUUGUUUGCAAAAACAGCCUGAUUAAAGAUGCAGUGUGCAAUAUUUUGUGGCUUAGAUACUCACUGCAUAGAAAUGGAAUACAAUAUAGUAUAACAUUAUAAUAUAUAAUAUAAUAUUUUAUCAUACAAGAAAGUUUCUCAGAGGAAAUGAAAUGUUUUUUUUUUUGUUUUUUUUGCUUACAGGGACUCAAGAUGACGCCUCCAUCAGUCCUCAUGUUUGUCCUGCUGAUGCAUCAAAGUUUCUCGCUCUCUGGUCCACAGUGUCGAAGCUGUGAACAAACAACCUGUGACUGCUCGGGGCAAAACCUGGACAGAGUCCCUGCAGCCCCAUCACGGAUCAUCACUGAAAUCAAUCUGUCAUCCAACACCCUAAAGAGAAUAAGUAAAGAUGACUUUGACUCAUAUGUUAGUCUACAGUCUUUAAACCUGAGCAACAAUAACAUCACAGAGAUCCACGAGCAGGCGUUUGACAUGCUCACUCUUUUGGAAAAUUUGGACUUGUCCUUUAACCGGCUGGAGAAUUUGUCGGCAGAGUGGUUCAAACAUCUGUCCUCUCUCAGGCAUUUGAAUCUUUUAGAGAACAGAUAUACAACACUGGGUCAAGGCAAUCUUUUCUUACCGCUGAGGAAGUUAAGGAGCCUUUAUUUUGGGGGACUUGAGUCUGUCAACAAAAACGACUUUUCUGGCCUCAGUCAGCUUGAAGAUGUCAUUUUUGACGGGAGCAAACUGAAAUAUUAUGACAGAGGAAGUUUAAGGCUUACUAGGCCAAUCACGCAUGUAACACUUAAUCUGCUUUUUCCACUUCCAGGAUUUAGAUCUCCUGUAAGAGACGUAUUGUCAGAUGUCGUUCACCCAAACACAACCCUGACAUUCCUUGACACUUGGUUUUUCUUUUCAAAUCAAAUGAUCCCAUUUAAUGUGCUUUCGCAGGGUGGAACGAGAAACAUUGUCUUUAAAAAGGUGACCUUAUCAACCGCAGCCUGUUUAGCCUUUAUUAAUCAGAUGGCAAACUCAAACUUAACUAAAGUAACAUUUGAAGAUGUAAAACUUUUCUUAUUUUUUGAGCGUAUUGAUGAAAUCCCGCAUAUUGACCAACUGGAGGAGGUAGUAUUCAAAAAUAUUGAUCUUCCUGAGUUCUACAGUUUCCCGGCCCUCAUAUUCCUACAACCCUUGCUGGCCGUGGUGUCCAGGGUGACUGUCAUAAACUGCAAGAUGUUUCUCAUUCCAUGUCAAUCUAUGGGCCAUUUCUCACACCUGGAGAACAUAGAUAUGAGUGACAACUAUUUAACUGAUUCGGCUUUCACUGAGAUGAUGUGCGAUGGCGAAGCUGACCUACCAAGACUUCAAACCCUAAAUGUCAGCCGGAAUCACUUGCUAACAUUUAAUGGCCAGAUAUUUGCCAAACUGGAUAAGCUUGAAAACAUAGACAUGAGUGCAAAUAAGAUCCAUAGUUUGCCUGAGACUUGUGACUGGCCGCCCACUCUCCGAUUUAUGAACCUUUCAUCCUUACGGCUAACAAAAGUUACUUCUUGUUUGCCGAGAAGUCUACGCAUUCUUGAUCUCUCAAAUAAUAUGUUGACUGUAUUUAGCAUCGAGCUUCCUUUUCUCACAGACUUAUACAUCUCUGGAAAUAAACUCACCAGUUUGCCAGAUGGUGGUUUCUUCCCACGUCUUGUAUUUCUAUCCAUUCAAGAUAACAACCACCAGACCCUGAGUGAAAGUAUUCUGAAUAAGUAUGAGAAACUGGAGACUCUUGAGGGAAGUACAAACUCAUACAUCUGCUCGUGUGACUUUGUAGCGUUCAUGAAAAGUGAAGUAGCAAAGCAUCGAGUUACAAUCAGAGAUGAUUUCAGGUUGUAUGUCUGCGACUCUCCUGAUGCUGAGAGAGGCAAAAGUGUCAGAGAUGUGACGUUGUCCGUGUUUGAGUGCCACACAAUUUUGGCCUUUUCUCUUCUCUUCUUGGGAAUCCUGGCGGUCAUUCUGGCUUUCGCAGGUCUGUGUCGAAAAUUCAGCAUUUUAUGGUAUCUGAAGAUGACCUGGACCUGGCUGAAAGCAAAGAGGAAGCCAAAGUUAAAGAAAGGAGAGCUUAACUUUGACGCCUUUGUGUCCUAUAGUGAAAUGGACUCUGGUUGGGUGGAUGCACACCUGGUCCCACAGCUGGAGCAGGUCCAGCCUCCUCUACGACUCUGCCUUCACAAGAGAGACUUUCUUCCCGGAGGCUGGAUCCUGGACAACAUCAUGGACGCCAUAGAGAGCAGUCACCGAACUCUGUUUGUCCUCUCACAACAUUUCGUCAACAGUGAAUGGUGCAAGUAUGAGCUGGACUACACUCAUUUCAGACUGUUUGAUCAUAACGACGACACCAUUGUGCUGAUUCUGUUGGAACCCAUCGACAAAGACACCAUCCCUAAAAAGUUCUGUAAACUGCGAAAGGUCAUGAACUCCAGGACGUAUCUAGAGUGGCCCGAUGAUGAAAACCAGAUCCCCAGAUUCUGGCAAAACUUGAGGGCAGCUAUCAUGAAAAAUGAGUCAGUCAGUAAGAUUUGAUUCGAUGAUACUGUGGGAUAGUAUUAAAGAGAUAUUCCGGCGUAUAAUUAAUUUAGGGUCAAACACACUGUAACACAGAGUUAGACCGUCGAGAGAUAAAUGUUGCAGACUGCUUGCUUUUCUAGUUAUACCAACUUUAGUAACAACCGCACCAUAGCAAUACACAGCAUUCUAAGGAGCCAUACAUAAACCUCAACCAAAGCACCACUCUAUAGCCACAAAUAAUGCUCAGAACAGCACCUUACUUCAACAACAGUACAUAUAGGGUCCCAGCCAUGACACAUCUUUUUAACUUUGCCUAAUUUCUUUAACAAAGAGACUGAACACAACUCACCCACUCUCUUCCAGCAGCCGCUUGUUUGUAGCGAGACCUCGGGCCAGUCCAUUAUGGACUACAGCGGGGUGACGCAGCUCAAGGAAGAACAUUUAUGAUGAUUACUUUUAUCAUUUCCUUCAAGUAAUAAUCACCACAUUAAUCAUUUUGCACUGCAGAUGCGGUAGUUCUUCUGCCUUAGCGUCUCGGUCUGAUUGCUUUUGCAUGAAGAAAUGGUCAUAAAUGUUCUUCCUUGAGCUGCGUCACCCCGCUGCAGUCCGUAAUGGACUGGUGUGUUUGACCCUAAAUUAAUUUUACGCCGGAAUAUCCCUUUCAGUGUUUGAUUUCAGUCUUUUUUCAAUCCUAAAUCAACUUUAUUGACCAGAAUAUGCCUUUUUUUCCAAGUAAAAAAUCACUUUAUAACCUUGAAACACACUUUUGAACUCAUGUCACAAUCCGCCCCCAUCUCCCUUGUCCCCCCAUCAGCUACAUCUUUUUCUACUUAUCUGACGGCUGCUUAUUCUAACACUGCCCACCAGCGAUAUAAAAGACAGACGAGGAGCAUACCAAAACAUGGAUCUAGUCUCAGUGACAUUGACAUUGGUUUCUGAAGCUGUUUGAAGGUGGUUGCCCAAAUGGGAAUGCUGACUUCACUUUUUUUUUACUUUUUCCACUGAAAGUGACAUUUAUCACCCCUUUGAAAUCAUGUGUAUAUCAAAUGAUUUGACAAACAGUAUUUAACCUCUUAUUGUAAUCUACAAAAACGCAAUAAAACUACUUUCUGAAACACUGA